UUUGUCUCUGUUGUCUGUCCUCUGACUUGCCGGCGUUACAGUACCUUAUGCUUGCUUAUGCUACCUCAGUCCGAAAUAAAAUGUUCGACGCUACCGGCGUUCAGAACGAAACUUGCUAAAAUCCACUUCGGUAUCUGAUCGUAAACGUUUUUGAAGUAAUUUUUAGAAAAGAAAAGAACAAUCAACAAUCGUACACCUUUAUUGACAAUCUCGAUCUCGACGGUUAUUCGUUCCUUACUCUCCUUGUGCGCGCACAACUCGUCACUUUAUUCUCUCUCUCAAUUUCCUUCAACAUCGCGUCAAGAUGCAGGGUACAAUAAUCGAAAAUUUGAGUGGAAAGAAACUCUCGGUUCUCGUUCUACUACUCAUUAUUGCACAAAUCAUUUGUUUUCUAAUUGGUGGACUUAUGGCACCAACUCCGGCUAGUAGCCAGAACAUAUUGGGUUCGCCUUGCCAAGAUAUUAGAAAAAACGGUAGUGAACCUGGAGAUGGAAAAUGGUUUUAUUCUCGUGGGAAGGGUUCGUGUGACUUAGUCGACAUGCAUCCCUUUGCUUCGGACAAUCAUUAUCAAGCCUAUCAACUGGUUUAUACUUUUCAGAUGCCCGGCCCCCGAAACAGCAGAGAUCUUGAUUUUUCUAGAUGGCAGCAAAAUCUCAUUGGCGUUCUGCAAAUAGACAUAGUCUAUCACAGCCAGUUUGAAAUUGCUCCGAGGACAAAGAUUACUCUGGAUGCGAGAUUGGCAUACAGAAAUGCUGGAGACGCAGACGACGAUUGGAAACCUUACGCAGCUUCUCUGGUUGAGAGAAAUCUCGAAUGCAGUAUAGACGAUAAAAAAGAACACUACAAUUACAACUGCAGUAUGGUACCACUUUUCGAACUGGGAUCCCUUUUCCACGAUUACUAUCUCUUGAAUCUCCGUUUACCAGCAGAUACGGACAAAAAUAUAAACCAAGGGUUGGGUCACAUCACCGACUUGUGGCUAACGGCUAUCAAUCAAAAUGGAGGAUUCACAAAAGUUUGGGUGAGCUUGAAGAGUGUAUUCUUCCCCAUCGUCAUAGGCAUUCUUGCCUGGUAUUGGAGACGAGUGCGAAUGUUAUCCAGAGAGCCGGCUCUAUUGGAAUACAUGUUGCUGGCCCUUGGGUCAGCGCUUACUUUUCUCAACAUGCCACUGGAGUAUCUUACAUUGGCAUAUGACAUGCCCUUCAUGCUGCUUCUCGGGGACAUAAGACAAGGUAUCUUCUACGCGACGCUUCUUUCUUUCUGGUUGGUUUUUGCCGGCGAGCACUUGAUGAUUCAAGAGGGUGAACAGAGAAACAGCUUGAAAUGUUAUUGGCGUCAUUUGUCGGCCGUCGGAGUCGGAUGUCUCUCGCUUUUCAUAUUCGACAUGUGCGAAAGGGGCGCUCAACUACGAAAUCCAUUUUAUUCUAUUUGGGUGACCGACGUUGGCACGCAAUUGGCUUUAUCCUUCAUCAUUUUGGCGGGAAUUUCAGCCGGAUUAUAUCUCCUGUUUUUGACCUACAUGAUCUGGAAGGUUUUUACCAACAUUAGUAUAAAACGAGCCGCUCUCCCGAGCAUGAGCUCAGCUCGACGUUUGCAUUACGAAGGAAUAAUCUAUCGUUUCAAAUUUCUAAUGAUAACGACACUGCUGUGUGCCUCGUUAACCAUCGUCGGGUUCAUUCUUGGACAGGUUGCUGAAGGCCAAUGGAAAUGGGACGAAGACAUGCAGCUGGAAAUAACUUCAGCGUUCUUCACCGGAGUUUACGGGAUGUGGAACAUUUACAUACUGGCUUUGCUGUGUCUCUAUGCGCCUUCCCACAAGCAGUGGCCAAUCGAGCCUUCCGAUCACAGUAUCAGCGAGGAAAUUGAAUUUUCGCGACUUCCAACGGAGCCAAAUGAGAUGCUGUCGUUGACAGGACUGGCGAGAAAAGCAGCGUUGGACUGAGCCACUUUGGCCGAUGAUGUCAACGCACGUAAUCGACUGUUUUUGUUUAAAUCACGUUUUUUUUUAUAAAUUUGAUUGAAUCUAUCGUUACUCGUGAUAUUACUUUAGACAUUUUCAUAUUUAUUUGGGAUAGAUCGUAGCAACGAGCCACGAUAGAAUUCCGACGACGAACUACGCGCCAAAGUCAUGGCAAAUGGUGAAAAAAAAUAUAAUGAAGAAACUAAAAGAAAUGUUGAAAAUUGGGAGCGACGAAUCUUUAGCGGCUUAUUCUAUCACAUAUCAAUAUUGGGCAUUUAUUAAUAAGCUAGAUUCGCAACGGACCGCGCGCACUGUAAUCGCACACACAUAGUCAUAGUACUUAAUCGAAUGAGAGAAAGACAAAACAGUAUUCUUCGCGUAAUAUACAUACGAAAUAUAUAUACACACACAUUUAUAUAUAAAUAUAUAUGAAAUGUUCGCGGCUAUCCGAGUCAACAGUCAUUUUUCGUCGCACGGUACAUUUGUACCCGGGAGCUGCUUAAUCCAAGGUGAAACUCAACGAGUCCGAAUAGACAUGGGAACGAUCGAGGUUCUUGCAUGCUAUGGGAGUGAACCGAUGUUGUAAUUUUCCAGCCAUUUGUACUUCCAAUAGUCUCGUACGUAGUCAUAAUUCCGCUAAUCGUAAUUUUUACUAAACCUAUAUUCAAUGUCAAUUUUGUACGAACAAAUUUUUGUAAACCUUUUCCAAUGUUUCAUCGGAUACAUUAAAACGUUUCGCUAUUA
This is a messenger RNA of Venturia canescens, 2704 nucleotides long. It is a transcript of the gene wls, whose product is annotated as Wnt ligand secretion mediator. NCBI's taxonomy places the organism in Eukaryota, Metazoa, Arthropoda, Insecta, Hymenoptera, Ichneumonidae. Gene Ontology annotation, cellular component: endomembrane system; organelle membrane. The coding region runs from base 305 to 1942 and encodes 545 amino acids. Gene Ontology annotation, molecular function: Wnt-protein binding. Gene Ontology annotation, biological process: Wnt protein secretion; Wnt signaling pathway; intracellular protein transport. The record is from RefSeq and is a predicted model, not a curated record. The transcript has 11 exons.